Molecule: messenger RNA, 1085 nt
Organism: Pseudo-nitzschia multistriata
Lineage: Eukaryota; Bacillariophyta; Bacillariophyceae; Bacillariales; Bacillariaceae
Source: the annotation of a GenBank genome assembly
CAUUGAUGGUUACAAGCAAUGGAAGUCUUGGUACGUUAAGCCGGUAGCAACAAUGCUUAGCUUUCUGGAAGGGUGUUUGUGAUGGGUGGAUGCCAUGAAAUUUAUCCUCAUCGUACUCUUCCUUUUUUCUUCCAUGGUAUUGUUGUUCUAAGGUAAUGCCAAUAUCAAAAUGAAGCUACACGAUCCUUUAGCCUGGACAGCGUUAAAUGAGGACCAAGCGGAUGUUGGUAGUUUCAACGCAUGUGUUCGGGUUACCAAGAAGCACGAUGGCACUUAUGUCUCCUUUGUUGAUACAUUGGUUGAGUUGAACGUCGAUGCAGAAGGGACGUUCCAGACGUUUGAGAAUGCCAUUACGGUUGUGGGCACCAGCACGAAAUCAUUGGAAGAGAAUCAAACAGUAGAAAUCGGUAUGGACUCCUAUCUGUGUGGACCCUCUGAUUCAGGAGACCCAGAACGCUCCUACAAGAUUGGCCAGAGCUUCUCCAUCUGCGUUGGUCCUACCGAGGAUGCRAUUGCAGAGUAUGGCAGUGUACAUGUUGCCGUGGUUGGGUUCCAAGAUGUUACAUGUGCCGAGACAGUCAAGGUGGUGGAAGACGGACAGGAGAUGGCACUGACAACCGUCACCACUAAUCCCGAAAAUUACAAGAGGGCCAAUGAAGUCAUUGUUGGAUCGGGYGUUUCGUCUUUUGAAACCGUUGUGACUCCCGCGUACCAUAAUGCACCCAAUGAAGCUUCGGUCACGUGCUCAGGCACGGUGGAGCUGAGCUUCACCAACCCAAACCCCCCAAGCACAAGGUUUGAGAAGGCGGGAUGCAUCACGUUGGACACGCGUACUGCCUUCAGAUCAACUUUGACUGAUGGUGGGUCCGACGAUGAUGUUCAACCAUGCAAUGGCACUUGCGCUGUUAUGGGUAAAUCGUACUUCGUUUUGGAUUGCCCCUAUCUCGACGAAGAAAACGCUGUGCGUGCUAGAUGCUUUUGCACCGAUGUCGAACCUCAAGCCCAACUUGACACGUGCCCUGGUGCAAACACGGAAAAUGAAGAAGAUUGUUCUAAAACGCUCGUCGAAAACAGUUUGUAUGACU